UGUCAAAGUCAAGUGAUAUUGACAUAACACAUAUUAUAUUUGCUUUAAUCAGAUUUAAUAAUUUAUCAGUUAUUGCGAGUGAACUUGGUAAAAUAUCCUUCUUAAUUAACCCAUUUUUAUUAACAUAUAUUGCGACAACGAUGAAUUUAAAAGCAGAAGGUAUCACUGAUGAACUGGAAAUGGAUACUGUUUGUGAUUUGUUGGAUAAAACUUUACUUCAACAACUACAUUUGAUGGAGGAGAAAAUGAAAUAUGAACUUAUUAUGGAAUCAAACAUUAAACAUGGUAGUAUACAUCUUGCCAAGUCCAGAUAUAUAAUGGGCCAAACUUCAGUUAGCACUACAAGAUUACCCGUAGAAAACAGUCCAGAAUUUUCUGCAUCAACUGUUUGUGAAGAAACAGUGAUAGAUAAUAACAAGCAACUCCAAGUUGUAGAAAAUAACGACAGUAAUACAGUAAACCCCUUACACUGGUUUGGUAUAUUGGUGCCUCAAAACUUACAUGAGGCAAAGAAAGUCUUCCGGAGAACCAUAGAUGUGGUUGUGGACUGCAUAAAUUUGCAAUUACGUUUACUAGAGAACAUGAAGAAUAUGGAAGCUUUGAAACAGUAUAAAAAACUAUUAUUGAAUGAUACACUUUAAAUUUUCAGUAUUAAUAAAAGAUAAGUUAAGAUAGAUAUGAUAGUGUACACAAUACUAAUAUUCAAUGUACAAUGUAAUUCAAUUUGUUAGCAUUUUAUUAAAUUUAAAACUUAACCUUUAAUUUUUUUUUUCAACAUAACUACUAUGAUUUUAUAAUAUGGGUGGUUUCAAAUUAUGAGUUUUCAACAAGUUUGAGGGUGCAAAAAUCACUUUUAUAUAAGGAAGAAAUAAUCUUACAGCAACAAUGAUGGGUGUUUUUUUGCACGCCAUUUAUUUAUGCUUGAUCACUACUGUCCACUGUCAAACUGUUCUGGCAUAAUGUAAACCAGGUAUAAGGUAUAGAAGGAAGAGGGUUAAUAAAAACAUUUUUUUUUAA
Papilio polytes (common Mormon) is the source of this 1017-nucleotide messenger RNA. RefSeq names its product coiled-coil domain-containing protein 115. The record is from RefSeq and is a predicted model, not a curated record. Gene Ontology annotation, cellular component: extrinsic component of endoplasmic reticulum membrane. Gene Ontology annotation, biological process: vacuolar proton-transporting V-type ATPase complex assembly. The transcript is spliced from 2 exons. NCBI's taxonomy places the organism in Eukaryota, Metazoa, Arthropoda, Insecta, Lepidoptera, Papilionidae. Bases 141 to 641 code for a protein of 166 amino acids.